Xyrauchen texanus (razorback sucker) is the source of this 2575-nucleotide messenger RNA. RefSeq names its product monocarboxylate transporter 7. The coding region runs from base 45 to 1592 and encodes 515 amino acids. The record is from RefSeq and is a predicted model, not a curated record. Lineage: Eukaryota; Metazoa; Chordata; Actinopteri; Cypriniformes; Catostomidae. Gene Ontology annotation, molecular function: monocarboxylic acid transmembrane transporter activity. The transcript is spliced from 6 exons. Gene Ontology annotation, biological process: monocarboxylic acid transport; transmembrane transport.
CAACAUUCCUCUUAGACUGACGGGAACAGGUUACUGUUCUCAAUAUGGCACAGUGGAUUUUCAGACUGAAAGGUUGCCUUGGCUCAAAAGUGUACUCAGAGGUCCCGGAUGGUGGCUGGGGCUGGAUUGUUGCUGUGGCUUUUUUCCUAGUAGAGAUGUUCACUUAUGGGGUCAUUAAAAGUUUUGGGAUUUUCCUCAAAGACUUAAUGAGUGACUUUGAGGAGAGCAACAGUCGAGUAUCAUGGAUCAUUUCAAUAUGCGUCUUUGUUAUGACUUUCACAGCACCUUUAUCAUCAGUGCUGAGUAAUCGAUUUGGCUUCCAGCCAGUUGUGAUGUUUGGAGGAUUCCUUAUAUCUCUGGGCACAAUCUCAACUGCAUUCACCAGCUCUAUCAAUCAGAUGUACUUCACCAUUGGGGUAGUGACUGGCCUGGGUUACUGUUUGACAUUUCUGCCAACUGUUACAAUCUUGUCCCAGUACUUCAGCAGGCGUCGCUCUGUGGUUACUGCCAUGGCCUCCACAGGAGAAUCAUUUGCUAUAUUUGCUUUUGCUCCAGCAUUCACAGCUCUUAAAAACUGCAUUGGCUGGAGGUACACUUUGGUAAUGAUUGGAACAUUACAGGGGAUCAUUAUUGUCUGUGGAGCUCUCCUCCGGCCCAUAGUCAUCAAACCAAAGACUUCCCAGAUUGUAACUGAGCAGAAGACCACAUACUCUCUCCCCGCAGAACAACUGAGAAGCUCUGUGAGCUCUGGAGAUUCCGGUGUACAAUCACUUGAUGAGCUGGAGCAGGGCCUCACAUCUGUGAGGGAUAAGGGAGAGGCGGAACCACUAAAUGUCCUCCCCAAAAAACAGGAAACUAUAAUCCAGAGUACAAAUAAGCUCCUGGAUUUGACUGUAUUGAAGGAAGGCAGUUUUUUGUGCUAUUCGGCUUUCUGCCUUUUUGCAACACUGGGCUUCUUUGCCCCUCAGCUGUAUGUGGUGGAGCUCAGUGCCAGUAUGGGCACUGAGAGGGAAAAUGCCGCUUAUAUGCUUUCAACAAUGGCUAUCGCUGAGAUCUUUGGACGUCUCUCCAUUGGAUGGGUCCUGAGCUGGGGGCGAAUCAGAAAGAUCUUUGUACUGCUUGGAUGUGUGUCACUAAUGUGUCUGGUGCUGGUGAUGUUCACUGUGAUCCAUGACUUCUGGGGACUGGUAGUGUGCUGUGUGCUUUAUGGCUUCUUGCUCGGUAACAUUGCAUCAACGCACAUCCCCAUGUUGGCGGAGGACGAUGUUGUAGGGAUCAAGAGGUUGCCCUUAGCUGUAGGCAUCUACGUCUGUAUUCAGAGCUUUGCAGGACUUGUUGGCCCACCUUUAGGAGGUGUCCUUGUGGAUAUUACACAAAAUUACAGCUCUGCUUUCUACUCGUGCGCUGUGGGAAUGGGACUAGGUGCAGUCUUCCUUGGGCUUGUGCGUCCAGCGAAGACAGGUCAACUGUGCAUGAGGAGGGACGAUGAACAGAAUAGCCCGGCAGUGGAGCAAGUGUCCAAAGACCAAGACAUGCCUGAGGAAUUCCUGCAAGAAGUGGACAUACUUACAAACCCAGAAAUAAAGUCUUGAAACAAAGACAAACUUUGUGAAUUAAGUGGGAUGAACUGAACCUGAGGAACUAUCAGAGCUGCUGAUAUCAUUGGAAAAUGUAGAAUUUAGUCUGAAUGUAUCUAAAGGAAUCACUAUGUCAUGAUUCACAAUAAUUGCUUAAGAAAUGCAAUUGUUAGUUACACACUAAGUUCACGAAUGUAAUUAUUACAAUAGCUGUCAUGAAAAACAAUAAGCUUAAGUUGAGCACAUCUAAUUACCAAGUCUGAAGGAAAAGAAAUGUAUGUUAGUGUUACUAAACACUGGGACUUUGGUUGAUGAAAAGUUCUGGGUCCAAAAGAACAAACAUAAUCCAUGACAGGAGACCACAUGUUGUGUGUUUUAGUGAUUAUAGGUGAUGGCUCUAUGAUUACUAGGCAGGCACUGGUGGGUAACGCAAUGUCCAAAGUUAAUGUUGAAUUCAAUUUCUAAAGUUAGAUAGCUAAAAUGGUAUAAAAAUAGAAAUGGUACAGAUAAGUGAUAAUGUAAAGGAUGCAAACGCAAAACCCAGGUAAUGCCAGAAGUAUCAGUUGUAAAUUGUUUACUAUCAUGGCACUUCCAAAGCUUAUGACAGGGAUCUGAAAUGUGAAUAACCUUUGCAUCGAUAUUAUAGAGGUGAUUGUGAAUGCAAAACGAGUUCAACCUGAUGCAACUGUGAAAUCAACACAAGGAUAGCCAAUGUAAUUAUAUGUGUUAGUAUUAACUAGUAUUAAGCCACAACUUCAAAUGUGAAAGGGUCUGAUAUGACCUGUUAUAGUAUAACCAAAUAUUUUGUUAUCAAAAACUGUCAUAUGACUUGAAUUUUAUCUAUAUAUUUAGAAAGGAGUUGUAUUUGCUCUAUGUUCCGUGGACUGUAAAGGUUUUUGCAACAUGUACAAUGAGGUUUUCUGUUUCAAUGCAGAAUAAAUAUAAUAGUUAUAAUCAUUUUUAAAUCAGAUUAAAAAAAAUAAAGACAUUCUUUUUUG